This is a messenger RNA of Rhagoletis zephyria (snowberry fruit fly), 1589 nucleotides long. RefSeq lists its product as uncharacterized. The record is from RefSeq and is a predicted model, not a curated record. NCBI's taxonomy places the organism in Eukaryota, Metazoa, Arthropoda, Insecta, Diptera, Tephritidae. Gene Ontology annotation, molecular function: nucleic acid binding; zinc ion binding.
AUGCCACAAAGGCUAACAAAGCAAUUUCUAGUCGACGCUCUAAUGGCAGCUAGUGUUGGUUUUCCCGCGACGGCUACGGUGGCGCAAUUAAAGCGUUUAUACGCCGCACACUGCACAAAUGAGGCGCUCAAUGAGGUGGACGACGACAACAUAUCCGACUUGGAUGAGGGAGCAGCUCCAGACAACGGUGCCAUCAUAAUCGACGCCACGCGGUAUGAUCAGGUACGAGAUGCUCAAAAUACGGUUACCGAAAAUACCGUUGGCGAAUGCCGUGACGCCGGCGCUAGCGCCCCUGCCGCUAACCUAAAUAACGUUGCUGAAAAUACCGUUCGUGAACGUCGUGCCGCCUAUAGCCUUGCCGCCGGCGCUAAAAAUGCUGCCGUUACCAAUGCUGCCGUCACUAUAACCCCCGCCGCUGACGAUAUUACUGCCAAUGCCGAUAUUACCGCCAAUGCCGAAAAUGCUGCCUCCGUAAACCUUGCCGUCUCCAAUAGCUACACCAGCGACAAAACUUCCGCUGGCGCUGACAACACGGCAUCCAGCCCUACGAAUGCCGGUGACGACUACACCGCUGAUAAUUUGGACCAGCAGAUUACGGAAUUAAGGAAGAAGCGCGAAAUAUUGGAGCUGCAACGUCAAAUAAAUGAGCUGAAAACUACGAUUGCCAAACCAAGUGCUUGUAGAGCUUCAUUCGCAGACAUUGAGCACGCAGUUCCAAAAUUUAGUGGUGAUAGUACCGCACAAUCAGUUCAACACUUCUUCGACGAUUUCGAGGAAAUAAUGCGUACGGUUAAUGCGGACGAUCAAUUUAAAUUGUUAAGCUUACGUCGCUCAUUACAUGGAACAGCGAGAGUGUUUUUAACGACGACAUCUGCACUCAACUAUCAUGAUUUGAGGAAGGCAGUUAUAGAUGAGUUCGACAGUGCAGUUACUCGCCACGACGUCUACAGAAUGUUGAGCGAAAGGAAGUGGAAGCCCCAAGAAGAAUCACUGCACUGUUACAUAUUGACUAUGCAGGCUCUGGCGAAACGUGGAUGUGUCCAGGAAACUGACGUCAUCGACUUGAUCUUUGAUGGGAUCGGGAAUAAAAUAAACAAUAUAAAUUUACUUAUGCCAGCACAAUCACUGGACGAGCUGAAGAGGCUAGUGAAUCGCUACUAUUCCAAAUACCUCAAGCCAAAUUUUGGUACUGUUCGACGUAUGAUGCCUGCCGCUGCCGCAAAGCAACCUGCCGUUCCCGUCAAGCCGUCAGCCUCUGAUAAGCUUACUGCCGAGUCUGGAGGAAACAGCCAGCCACUAUGCUUUAACUGCUCCAAGAGGGGCCACAUAAAGCCAAACUGCCCGUAUCCGAUGCGUCCGAAUGGGUCCUGCUUCCGGUGCUGGAAGAUGGGUCACGACCAUCAUUCAUGCACCAAUCCACGGAAAAUUUUGAAGCCGAUUGCCGACCAACCAGUUGCUGCCGUUUACGAAAACGACCUCACCGAGCUGGAAUCGUUCAAUUUUUCCAACUAGCUUUAUGAAGCAAUCGUGUGUGCCAAAUAAUUGCCAAAUUUUACGAGAGCCACAACAUACUUACCGCAGCAUUGGUG